Molecule: messenger RNA, 621 nt
Organism: Brenthis ino (lesser marbled fritillary)
Lineage: Eukaryota; Metazoa; Arthropoda; Insecta; Lepidoptera; Nymphalidae
Source: the annotation of a GenBank genome assembly
AUGUUAUCGGAUAAUAAAACUGUAUCGAUUUUAUCGAUUACUGAUUCAACUCGCCAAAUCGUAUUGACAUUUGACAUUGACAACUUGAACUUGAGUUUAAUAGUUCUUUCAGUUUCUUUUUCGGCGGGCCUCGUUGCUAGAAGCUCGCCAUCAUGGAACAAACGUGAAGUAUGGAGGGUCAAGUACACCCUUGCCCGCAUCCGUAAGGCUGCCCGUGAGCUGUUGACCCUUGAAGAGAAAGACCCUAAACGUCUGUUUGAAGGUAAUGCCCUUCUCCGUCGUCUGGUCAGGAUUGGAGUGUUGGAUGAGAAGCAGAUGAAGCUCGAUUAUGUCCUCGGUCUCAAAAUUGAGGACUUCUUAGAACGCCGUCUCCAGACACAAGUGUUCAAGGCUGGUCUUGCUAAGUCCAUCCAUCACGCUCGUAUUUUGAUCAGACAGAGGCACAUUCGUGUCCGAAAGCAAGUGGUGAACAUCCCAUCUUUCAUUGUCCGUCUGGACUCUGGCAAGCACAUUGACUUCUCGCUUAAAUCGCCCUUCGGUGGUGGCCGACCUGGACGCGUCAAGAGGAAGAACCUCCGCAAGGGACAGGGUGGUGGUGCUACCAAUGAUGAAGAAGAAGAU